This is a messenger RNA of Cataglyphis hispanica, 6526 nucleotides long. Its product is annotated as serine/arginine repetitive matrix protein 1-like. The record is from RefSeq and is a predicted model, not a curated record. Lineage: Eukaryota; Metazoa; Arthropoda; Insecta; Hymenoptera; Formicidae. The coding region runs from base 249 to 2960 and encodes 903 amino acids. The transcript has 7 exons.
UGUACGCCAUUUUUAUUUAUGUGCGGGGGUUCGGUAGAGUUGAAUACGAGCAGAUAAUAUUUUUAGUGGAAAACGAAAUUUUGGAAUAGUUCGAGAGUCGAUUAGUGAAACAUGUCGUCCCGUGAUAUUUAAAUGACGCCGGUCAUCGUUACGUUUGCACUCGCGAUCAUCGCGUGAGUGACUGUUCGUGCGAAUGGUGAUCAUCCUGAACGCGACUUUCCUUCUCCCCCAGCGCUCCUGUUAAUAAAAUGGAUCAUCGCCAAAAGAUGGUUGUAGUUCCUCAACAAUCGAAAAUUAAAAUUGAGGAUGACGACGACGAGGAUGUGGAAGCACUGAGAUUGGCAGCGCUUAAGUCGUUGCGAACUAAAGAUGCCACGCAUAAGAGGCCAACGAUAUUACAGGUGCAGAAAGUUUUUCCACAAGUAACGCAACCGUCACGUUUCCCAUAUAAAGGUCCAUAUAAAGGGCCUAUAAAGAAAAAUUUCUAUCACAACAAAUUGCAAGGUCAAAGACAAAAUGGGAAUGUGUAUUAUCAAAGCCCUCGUAAUCCAAAUCUAAUAGCGAUAGUUCCUGUAGACGAGCCUUCCCCAAUUCAACAAGCCCAGCUAGCACCUGUAGAAAAGACUGAAUCAUGUGCAGAAUCACAUCCACAAGAAAUAUCGAAAUUCCAUCGUUUUAAAGACACUGGAAGUGCUUCAGAAGAAGAAGAAGCAAAGGAACAAAAAAAUAAUGUAACUUCUAUAAAGAAAGACAUUACUGCAAAGGAAGAACCGGAGGAGUCUUUGGUAGAGACAGAGAGUCAGGAAGAAACUGCAGAAAAUUUGCAAAAAAAUGGAGAUAACCAAGAAGAAGAUGGUAAUGAUGACGAUGAUGAUGUACUCUUAAUGGCUGAUCUCGAAGAGGAAGACAGUUUAGAACGCUUAAUGGAUGAGAUGGAGAGAGAAAUGAAUGAUGGAAAUAAGCCGUCUGAGAAGAAAGAGAAAAAAUUGAAUAAAGGCGAAACUAAGAACAUAGUGAAGAGUGACGAAGGAAAUAAAAAUUUUGAUCAAAAAGUGAAAUCGGAUGAAAAUUGCGGCAAGAAGGAGAGAAGCAACACAAUUACCUCGUCUCUGACUGCGAUUGUCAAAAAUGAUAGACGAUCAGUUUCUCCGCACGUAACGAACCGAGUUGGUCAAAAACGCAAGUCACUGUCUCCAAGGUCACGGUCACGAAAGAAAUCACCAAGAAGAUCUCCCAGAAAAUCUCCGAUCAGACAGCCGAAAAGAUCUCCGAGAGAAUCAUUGAGAUAUAGAUCACCACGCAGAUCUCCGACGUUACGAUAUUCUCGUAGAUCCACAUCACCCAGACUCUCGCCGCGCAGAUCUCCAAACAGAAUAUCCACGAAGAGAUCGCCACUGAGGAAAUUAUCCCCGAGAGGCAGAUCACCCAAGCUUUCGUCGCGUUCCAGAUCGCCCCGUCCGCACAGAUCGAGAUCACCGAGACGAUCGCCUCGAUCGAAAUCUCCGAGGCUGCGUUCGCCAAAAAUAUCACGCUCCAGAUCGCCGAGAUUGUCGAGAUCGAGAUCGCCACGUUACUCGCCGCCGCUCAGAUCGUCCAGAUCCAAAUCUCCCAGAUUAUCGCCAAGAAGAGUGUCGCCUCGUCGACUGCGAUCUAGAUCUAGAUCUCUCGGUUUGUCUCCUCCUCGCAGAGGAUCGCCUCGCUUGCGAUCGCCAAAAGUGUCACCGCGUAGAACACCACCUCGUCUGAGAUCACCGCGACUCUCGCCUCGCAGAUCACCAUGGUCAUCCCCGAGACACUCACCGCGCCUUUCGCCGCGACGAAGGCGAUCUCCCAAGUGGUCACCUAAAGAAUUACCCAGGAAACACGGGCCGCGUUCCAUUACUCCGGAUAUCAAUCGAGACGAGUAUGCAAGAGACCCGUCUCCGAUUUUCAAGAAUACAGCUUCGCCAGAAAUAUCCAGAAUGAGGACAAAGCAAAAGGAUGAAGUGUAUGAAAGAUCAACAACAGCGACGAUCGAAACAGCAAAGGAAUCCGUUGAUAUGAUUAGCGAUCCUGUGCUCGAAGCAAGAAGAAAGAAAUUUGAAUCUACGCGGCCUAUCGAUCCUGUAAAUGCCAAUAAAAAGAUUAAAUUAUCCAAGAAACGUACGACGAAUAUAAAAGUAGAGUCCUCGGAAGGAACGGAGAUUCCAUUAGUUGGUAGAAAGGCAAACAAAACUCUGGAGGAAUUUGAUGUUCAGGAGAUGGAUAUCUGCCUGGCGGCGAAUUAUGAGUUAGAAGAGUUUGAAGAAGCGGUAGAAAAUACAUCACCGACUAUUAUUACAAGCUCUGUAAAUACUUGCAUAGACGUAGAGCCGCAAAAAAUGGAGAAGGAGAAGUCUUUGAAGAAAAAGAAGAAACGCGACAAGGAGUUGUACCAAGUGGGAAAACUGAAAAGCGAACUACCGCUUUCUGAACGUAUCGGAAAAGACAAGAAAUGUAAGAAACGUAAAGAGAUAGACCCCGAGGAUGGUAUAGACGCUAUAUUCGAAGAUAUAGCGGUAGAUGAAGAAGGAGAUUUACGAACAGAGCUCAGCAGGAGGCGCGCGGAAAGAUUGAACAGAGCAGUACCAAUUCAGUCGGCUAGACUGGUUCAGUCAGCUUUUAAAGGCGUUGUUAAUGAGGUUGUGAAAAAUAAUGCGAAAGCUAAUCAGAGACAUGUCCUUAACACUGAUGAAAAAUCUAAUCAAAAGGAAGUUAGACGGGUUACUGUAUUACAUAGAUCAUUAACGGAAUUACACGAUUCUGAAGAUGAAAGUACUCUUGAUUCGAAAGUACCUGUGCGUUUCAGGCUCGGGCUCAACAAACAAGUGCAAGAGUCCAGAGAAUCCAAGGUUACUCGAAAAGCAUCCAAAAGACAGGGUCGUAAGGUAAAGCACAAAAAUCAUUUGUCUACUCUAAAAGAUCCUGAGCAUAUUUCGUAGUGAAUGAAAUUAUGCCUUUAUAUCUACUCUAGAUUUGUAAGUAGUAUGGUAACCUCUUAUCAACAUGGUUUAAUCGAUAUUGAUAUUUUGUGAUACUACCAAGAGUUAAGUAUAUUAUGUAAAAAAAGAUACAUUUUGAAAUAUUCAUACUUUUAUUGAGAGAUCAUAAUGGAAUGAUGGCAGAAAUAAGAAACGAUAAAAACUUGAAAUUAUUAGGCUCUAUGCACAAUAUUUCAUUAUAAUCUUGCAAAUUAGAAUAGUACAAUCUGAUAUAAUUUGAAUAAUGAUCAAUUAUUACAAUUGUAUCAACUUAAUAAAUAACAGUUCUUUGAGUAAUUAAUGAAAAAUAUUUUAAUAAACAAUAUUUUUUGUUCAUUAUGGAGGAAUCUUUUUUUUUUGUUAGGAAUAUUUUUUUGUUAAAAAUUAUUUUAAGUAAAUAAUUACUCAUAAAAAUAAUUUAUUAACUAAGUUAUGUAAAAUUAUCUAUGAAACACAGUGUGAAACAAUAUUGUGUGCCUUUUAAUAAUAGCCAGAAGAUAAUGAAUGCCGCGAGAUAAUUUGCGUUAUUGAAUUUUGUUGAAAAAAAUGAAGAAUAUUGUUUUCGUAAAAUAGAUAUAGAUAUGAACAGACAUAACAAUACUAGAUAUAUAUAUAAAAAGAAACGAGCAAUUGUAUAGAACAUUUUCCAGAAAUUGUUUGCAAUUUAAUAUUGCGUGAUUCGAGACUCGAGUUCAAUAGAAAAUAAGAGUGAUCUGUUUUUUGUUUAGGAAUAAAAUAAAACCGCGUUCGUCCGAUUGCAUAUUUGAAUGCAGAGAGAAUAGCGGUUCAUCUCUUACUGCUCAUUAUGUUGUCGACGCAUAGGAAGAUGCGCUCAUUACCGGUUAUAUUAUGUCAUAUGAAAAGCAUCUCUUUUCUCUUUUCAAGCAUAAAGUACAAUAAUAUUAAUAUAAUAUUGAGAAUAAUGUCGAAAUUUCGAAUACUUUUACGAUUUAAAUGUACUCGAUUGUUUAUCGUUUGCUUAGGAAAAGUUGAUUACGUGUGAUUAUAUUAAAUCUGUUAUAUUGAAGAAGAAUUGUGUAUAUAACUUACUUUGGUCGCUCACCUAAUAAACAAGAAAUCAUUAAUAAUCCCAAAGCUACCUAUUGCAAAACCUAAGUAUAUUUUAUGAGAAUUAGUAAUGUGUAGGCACAUAUCUUAAUUGUACAUAGCACUUAAUACCGAUCAAACUUAAUAAGAAUGUUGUAGUAUAGCUUGUAAAUUUGAUUAACGAUGUGUGUCGCGGCACCAAAUGUCUUGUACAAAAAUGCAAUUUUUUAUUAAAAUUUAAUUUUAACGUCGCUAAGUGACAUAUUUUUAAACAGGAUGCAAAUUCUUUAAGAUCUGAUUGACGAUAUUUUAUAAAUUGAUAUAUUUAACGCUCAUUUUUUUACAAUUAAGAAAUUAAAAUUAGUAUUAAAAUAUUAACGAUGUGUAGAAGAGAGAAGAAUAAUUGUUCUCCAUACAUUUAAAAAAAUAUGUGCUGAUGAAAUUUACGGCAUUUACAAUUUACAUUUACGGCUGUAGUUUACGAUUCUUUAAAAAUGUAGAAAAAUUGUAUAUGUUAAUUUUAUAUGUUUUCGACGGCAGAUAUUAUUGCACAUAAUCCAUUGUUAUAUAUUUUUUAUUGCAUUUUGUGAGAAAAGUGCAAUUAUAUCCUAUUUAAUGUAUUUUACGUAAUUGUAUUUAAUUUUAACGAUCAAAGUAAUCUCGUUAUUCCUUUAAUUAUAUAUUUCCAUAAUUGACAAUUAUAGGAUAUAUAACAUGCAUCAGUACAGCGUAUGUAUAACCAAUAUGCGUGAACAUUUUUUAGGCUGUUGUGCAGCUAUGUACAUAAAUUUAAUCUCUACUUCAGAAAUGAUGUUCGUAUAUCAAGCUAAAUACCUCAUAGUAUCUAUGAAGGUGUAAACGCUACUUUUACGUCAAUAAAAACUAAUAUUACAUUUUAGAGAAAUUUUUUUCCAUAAAAUUAUUGCUACGAGUAUCACAGUAGGAAACUUAUUUUAUUUAUACACAUAUAUAUAUAUAUACAUAUAUAAUAUUAAAUAAAAAAAAAAAUAUAUAUAUAUAUAUAUAUGUAUGUGCAUAUGUGGUAUAAAAGUGAUGUUAUUAAUAGCUACAUAUAUGCGUGCCUUUUUUAUGUUUAAUUUAAAAACGUAAAUAGACCAUUUUUUUAUUACACUUAAAUAAUGAAACGCGUUUACUCGCCGGCCAAAACAAAACUUUUUUACUACGCUGUUUUAUUUACACAUGAUAUGUGUGAUUUGUGAUGCCAACUCUAAGAGUUGAGAGAAUAAUAAAUACCUUGUAGUUAGAAAUAUAACUGAGAGACUGAGAAAGAAAGAUUAUGAGCCUUAACCAGUGCAUAAUAUAUAAUGUGAUAUUUGGAGAGAUUUUUACACUUUCCCUUAAGUGCGUCUCGAUUAUCUUAGAAUAACACAAAUAGCGUAAUAAUCUUUAACAUUUAAAGAAUAUGUGUUGAAUAAUAUGUGAGGUAUUCUUAACGUAAUUCUAUUGAUGUAAAGAAACUUUCUUGAAGAUAUUUUAUCAUUGUAUAAAUUUUAAUUCCUGAAUAAUUUAUAUGAUCCAUAUAAUUAUAUUUUAAGAUAAUAAUUAAUUAAUUAAUUAAUAGUAUUAAAUAAUUAAUAAUAAUAUUAAAGAUAAGCUUUAUUUUGUUUUGCAAUUAUUACUUGCCAAUUGCAAUUUUUUAAAACGCGACAUAAAAUUUGAAAAAAAUAUUUGCUAUAUUAAGUAUAUAAUUAUAAUUAUAUUUUUUUGUAUUAACUCGAUUUAGCUUCUGUGUUAUUCUACGAUACAACCGCGAUUAGAUCGCGGCUUUCUAUGACUGUUACUGAUUAUUUAAUUUAUUAACUUAAUUUCUGUCAUAGUGGUAAAAAUAUAGAUGGGGAUAACUUGUUAAAAAAAAAAAUAUUUUCAUAACAAUCUUUUGGUCAUAUUGUAAUUUAAUAACGCAACUCGUAUGUUUAUUAAUAAGCAUCUCUUGCUUUUUUUUACAUUAUGAUUAUUAAUUGUAAUUAGAAAUGAUGAUUAUAGAAAUUUAUAUAGAAAUGUGUAUGUAUGAGAUUAUGAUACACACUAUUGAUUGAUUUCGUGUCUCCUUAAAUCCGAAAGAAGUAGAAUUUUACUUUCGGCGCAAUAAUUUCUCAUUUUGCACAUUAUUUAUUUCUGUACACAUAAGAGAGAAAGAGAGAGAGAGAGUUCGUAUGCUAUAUUUAUUACUGUAAAACGUUUAACCAUCUGUAAUUUACCACGCGAACCACACAUAUGUAUGAAUGUAUCUCUUUGUAUACCUGUAUGUUUGUACUUAUACCUUUUUACAAAAAAAAAACAAAAAGAGGAGAAACAACGCGAGAUUAUCGCAUACUUCCUACUCAGAUGUAGUGACGCUUAAAUCAAUAGCGAAGUAAGAUGAGGGAGACGUAUUACUUUGUACGUCUCUUUAGAAUUAAUUGAAUCUUUUAUUUCAGAAAAAAAAAGAUACGGAAUAAAAAGAUAUUUUUUCAGCCAUU